CCUGGGAGUGUGUCAACCAUGGACAACGCUGCAAGCAAUUUCAGUGGGGCUCUAUCGACGUGGAAAGAUAUCAACUUGACAGAGCUGCAAAAGCAGCUCGAUGCGCAGGGUAUUGAACUCGUAGAGAAUCAGAAAGAGAGCGUGGUCAGUCGGAAGUCUCUGGCGGAUAAGACGAAGGAGUUUAAGAAAAUCCCUGAUGAGGAGAAGGCAAACGCGUUCAAGUCGUUGCUGAAAGCCUAUCAAAUUGAAAUUGAUAAUCUCACCAAACGAUGUAAGACCUCGGAGAACGCGUUUCUUGGAGUGUAUAAGCUCUUAGCCGACGCGCCAGACCCUUAUCCCUUUCUGGAAGCCGCCGUGGACCAGACCGUAAAGGUCGCAGAAGCUGAGGAGCUCCAGAAAGAGCUUAGUGUUGUUCAAGCUGAAACUGCUGAAUUGAAACGUCAAAUCGGUGGACUAUCAACGAUGGAGGCUAACGUUCGAAAGGCAGAGGCCAGGGCAGAAGUUCUCGAGGAGAAGAUGGAUACCCUUGUGCAAGAGAAAGUGAGACAGAAAGAGAAUGAGUUAAAUGCGACAUACGAUGAAAAACUAAUGAACUAUGAAGAGCGAGAGAAAGAUCUACACCGACAGCUGUCACUAACGCAGCAACAGCUAAGAGAUCUUCGAAUAUCGAAUGAGACAAAUCAAGCCAAGCUUUUGAAUCAGAGCGAGCGUCAAGACCAGGAAGUGGUGGCGCGCCUUGCUGAAAUCGAUAUGAUCGUUGCAGACCUAGAGCGGGCCAAUGCCCGGGUGGCAGCUGUGGAGCGACGGAAUGAGCUUUUACGAGCGGAGAUAGAAUCGGUUCGCAGUGGCAGCGAGUCUGAGGCUAAGAUCAAGUCCCUGGAGACAGACUUGGCCGACAUGGAACAAGAAACCUCAAGACUUCUUCGGACACUGGAUGAUCAGAAGACCGCCUUUUCUGCUAAAGAGCUGGCAUUGCGGAAACGCAUCGAUGAUGGUCUUCGCGAGGUCGCCGUUAAGGAAGGAGAUAAUGAAUCCUUAAGAGCACGAUUGCGACAUUUCAGUGAUUACGACGAGAUCAAACGUGAACUCGAGAUCAUGAAGUAUGUUGAAUUUGGCGGCGCUGGCUACGGGGAAGACGAUGAUGAAACCGUUAAGUUGCCUGAUCCGAAUGCUCAGAAGGCGAAUAUACAACCGGCAAAAUCUCUGGAAGCGUUGGUUCUAGCAAAGAACAAACGUAUCCUAGAUGAACUCGCCAAAUUACGUAUUGCUCGAACAGAUCUGGAGAUGGCGCUAGAGACAACGAAAGCGGGACUUGAGUAUAACAUUACCGAAUUGCAGAAACAACGCGAUCUUAAUGAGCGGUUGGAGAAUGACCUCCUGCAGCUGAAUACACAUGUGUCGCCGCCCAAUGGUUCUGCCAGAUCCCCUUCACCAGCCACGACCACAGUCACCGAAGUCACGAGAACGGUUCUGGAUGAUUUGAUGCUUGCUCCCAGCUUAUCUAGCGAGGAUAAAACACCGUUUUCGUCAUCUGCCGACAAAUCCAUCCUUCCCAUUGUAACGAAUCAACGAGACCGUUUCCGUCAGCGGAACGCGGAACUGGAAGAGGAAUUAAAACGUCAGUUUGAGGUUAUAACUGACUUGCGCAACGACAUCAAGAAUUUACAACAAGACAACCUCAAACUUUACGAGAAAGUUCGAUAUAUGCAGACAUACCGUGACGAUUCAGCAGGUGGCCCAUCCUCUUUUGUUCCUGGGCCGCAAAACGGCAUUCAGAUACGCCCCGACGAGAUGAACAAAUACAAGAACAUGUACGAGGAACGUAUAAAUCCAUUCGAGGCGUUUCGAGGAAGAGAGGCUGCAAGAGCGGAACAAGCACUCGAUCCAAUAGAAAGAGCGGUAUUCCUAGUGACGCGAACAAUAUUGGGUAACCGGAGAGCACGAAUGGCUUUCGCCGCGUAUGCUGGUGCAUUGCAUCUCCUUGUUCUCAUUACUUUGUAUGAAUGUAGCUCAUUCGCCUCCGGGGGCGGGACAACCAAAGUGAACCCGCCACCGUUUGGGUGACGCUAUGCAUUCGUACAUUCAUCUUACAGACAAUAUUUUACAUCAUUCCGUUUUCCGUUCAACUCUCGGCACUUGUAAUUUGGGCACCCUCAGAUAUCAUCAUUGUCAGUAUGUAAGCCAUAAAUUUUAAUAGCGGUUUGGUGUCUUCGGGAUGUGUUAUAAUAGAAAGAAUAUAUCAUAUGGCA
Molecule: messenger RNA, 2249 nt
Organism: Cantharellus anzutake
Lineage: Eukaryota; Fungi; Basidiomycota; Agaricomycetes; Cantharellales; Hydnaceae
Product: CASP C terminal-domain-containing protein
Exons: 17
Coding region: 19-2064 (681 amino acids)
Biological process (GO): intra-Golgi vesicle-mediated transport
Cellular component (GO): Golgi membrane
Source: RefSeq, a predicted model, not a curated record